UCGGGGCGGGCAGAGGCCGCCGCUCCCCCCGCGCCGCCGGUCGCGGCCCGUCCCGGCCCCGCCAUGGCCGCCCCCGCCGCCGGCCCCGCCGCCCCGCCACCCCGCCUCGGCAUCCAGAUGCUGCUGGAGGCCGCCGAGUUCCUGGAGCGGCGGGAGCGAGAAGCCGAGCACGGUUACGCCUCGCUGUGGCCCGGCGGGAAGGACGGCGAGGCCCCGCGGCGCCGCGCCAAGGCCCGGAGGAGCGGCGGCGGCGGCGGCAGGUCGACACACAAUGAGAUGGAAAAGAACAGGCGUGCCCAGCUGCGGCUGUGCCUGGAGAGGCUGAAGGGGCUGGUGCCGCUGGGGGCGGCGGCCGGGCGGCACACCACGCUCAGCCUGCUCACCAGGGCCCGCCUCCACAUCCAGAAGCUGGAGGACCAGGAGCGCCGGGCCCUGCACCAGAUCGAGCAGCUGCAGCGGGAGCAGCGGCACCUGCAGCGGCAGCUGGAGAAGCUGGGCGUGGAGCGGCUCAGGAUGGACAGCAUCGGCUCCAGCCUCUCCUCGGAGCGCUCCGACUCGGAGCAAGGUGAGAAACCCCCCCGGGGCACAGGAGCAGGGAGGCCUGGCCCCGCCACGGCCCCAACCCUGCCCGUUGCCCCGGCAGAAGAGAUGGACGUGGACGUGGAGAGCACGGACGACCUGCCGGCCGAGCUGGACUGGAGCAGCAGCAGCCCCAGCGACUCGGACGAGCGCGGCAGCCUGCAGAGCCUGGCCAGCGACGAGGGCUACUCCAGCUCCGGCGGCGCCCGGGCCAGGCUGCCCGGCGGCCACAAGCUUCCCGCCGGCGUUUAGGGAGCUCUCCCCGGCUCCGUGCCCUCGGGAAUCCCGUUAGCCAGCACAGCGACCCCGCCAGCGCUCCCUGCACGGAACCCUCCCAAAGCCCGGCUGCUCCCGGGGCUCCGGCCUCUCUGCUCUGCUCUGGAAUGUUCUGGCAACAGCAGCGACCUCAGGAGCUGGCACUGCCCGGUGUUCCCCGUCUCUGGCGUGCUCCUGGCUCUCAGGACGUUUUCAGGUGUUUUUUUGGGAGCAGACCCCUCGAGGAGCCGGAGUUUGUGGAUUUCCAUCCUUCCAGCCUCAGUCGCGGCUCCUGGCCCCGACUCUAAAUCUUCAGGGAGCCCGUGCCAGCCCCGCCGUGCUCCCGGAGCGUUCCCGGCCGGGCUCGGGGCCGUGCCCAGCCCCGGGGUCCAGGUGCCCCUCCUGGAACGUGGCACGGCCCUCCAGACUCCUGCAAUUCCCUUCCCGCACCCUCGGGGACCUUUUCUUCUACCUCGGAGGGAGCCCAGGGCCUCUCUCCACCCCUUCAGCACAAAGGUGAUGCCUCUGCUCAGCAAUAACCCCGCGGGAUUUCCCGGCUCCGUCCUCCCAGGAUUGCUCCAGGCUCGUGGAAGGUUCCAGAAGCCCCCAGAGGGAGGGCAGGGGGUUCCCAGCCGUGGUGUGGAUUCAUUUCCCAGUGCCCCGGAGGGAGCAUUCCCACCCCUCCCUGCUCCGGAGGUGCUCUGGGAAUGUUGGCGUGUAGAGAGCUCUGCUUCCAGCACCUUCCUUUUCCCCUGGGGCUGCUCCAGGGCUUUUCCAGGCCCUCCCGGGGCUGGGAUGGAGCCCCGACCCUCUGCCGGUGCCUCUCAGGAAAUGCAGGUGCUGGAAGGCUUCAGAUGCUCCGUGGAGUGCAAGGGGAUGGAGGAGCAGCAGGAGACUCCAGUGCUUUUUCCUUUCCUUUGUCCUUUCCCUUCCUUUUUUCUCCCCCCCUUUUUUUUUCUUUUUUUUUUCCUUCCCCCCCCUUUUUUUUUCCUUUUCUUUUUCCUUUCCUUUGUCCUUUCCCUUCCUUUUUUCUUCCCCCCGCCUUUUUUCCUUUUCUUUUUCCUUUCCUCCUUUCCUCCUUUCCUCCUUUCCUCCUUUCCUCCUUUCCUCCUUUCCUCCUUUCCUCCUUUCCUCCUUUCCUCCUUUCCUCCUUUCCUCCUUUCCUCUUUUCCUCCUUUUUUCCUCCUUUCCUCCUUUCCUCUUUUCCUUUUCUUUCUUCCCUUUUCCCCUUCUCCUCCCUCCCUUCUUUUCUCCUUUUCUCUUCCCCUUUCCCCCUUUCUCAUUUUCCCCCUUCCCUUCUUGCCACCCCAAUCCCAAUCCUGGCUCACAUGGGGACGUGGGGAAUCACCCACAAGCCCCACAAAUUGCCCAAAUCCCCCAGGUUUCGGCUCUUUUUUUUUUCCAUGUGCUGGCUCAUAAGAGGAAAAAAAAAAACAAA
This is a messenger RNA of Passer domesticus (house sparrow), 2272 nucleotides long. It is a transcript of the gene MXD1, whose product is annotated as MAX dimerization protein 1. Gene Ontology annotation, biological process: negative regulation of transcription by RNA polymerase II. Lineage: Eukaryota; Metazoa; Chordata; Aves; Passeriformes; Passeridae. The coding region runs from base 64 to 831 and encodes 255 amino acids. Gene Ontology annotation, molecular function: DNA-binding transcription factor activity, RNA polymerase II-specific; protein dimerization activity; RNA polymerase II cis-regulatory region sequence-specific DNA binding. The transcript is spliced from 5 exons. The record is from RefSeq and is a predicted model, not a curated record.